GUUCGACCGACAGAUAUUCGGCAAGUAAGAUGGCGGCGAUUAAUGUGAAAGGCGAAACGUUGUCUUAUUUCUACUUGUAAAUAAAGAAAUCGGUACAUUUGAUGAUUUUACUGUUGCACAAAUGCAGAUAUAUUAAUGUAAAAGUGAAAUUUAUACAGUGAACAGUUGUGUAUGUUGUAAAAUUGAAGUGGCUUUAUUUCACAAUAGACAAAACCCGUCGCAGCGAGCACCGAAGGAGUCGAGGCCAUAUUUAUGAUGUUAUCUGUCGUGUGAGCGUCCUCCGAAACCACAUUGAUGAAUGUUUUGUUGAAAACUAAAGCGAUGGAGUGUAUUUUACGACUAAGAAUUUACUAAUAAACUCAAGAUGACAAUCAGUGCAUAAGUUCAGUGGUAAUAACACAUUUAGUGGCUAUGGAUGAAAGUGUGGAUUUCAAUUGACAUAUAAAUACAUUGAUACCAAACAAAACAUCACGGAGGUGGUAAUGGAUCCAGUAGGACCAUGGUCAGCAUAUGCUUCAUACAAUCGGUUAGCAGGGGUACAGGCUGGUGCUGCAAGUGGAGACUUUCAUCACCACCUAGCCAGUGGUGGUACAGGACUAGGCAGCCAGUCUGUGCCAUCUACAACAAGCCAGUUGCUACUACAAGCGGCACAUACUACGGCUUCAUUGGCAGGGCAACUUGGCUCAUCAACAGCAUCCCCUUUUAAUCCUGGGGGAUUUCUUUCUCCACCUGCCGUUGGCUAUGAUGCAGUGUUCUCGCCACUUUUUCACCAUGCAAAUCCUAAACCUGCACAUUAUAGCUCUUCUCUUCAGGCCCAACAUAGACAAGUAAUAGCUCAAGCCGUUGCUUCAAAACAGUCAUCAGUAGAAACAGAACUAUCUUCAUUACGAGAAAACUAUUCUCAUCAAACAUUAGCUGCACAAGGAACAUCAUUUUUUGAUCAAUCGUCAACACCAGGAAGUACAGCCAGUUUAAGUUGGCAAGGAAAUAAUCAACUUCCAAGUCCAUUUGGAAUAUUGCCUCAUGAGAGUGUUGUGCCAUCUUCGCCAAGUCCAGCUACAACGAAGGCAUCUGCAACAUAUGAGAAUUUUAAUGCACAUUUUGCUGCAGCACAAACACUCAACAAUCAUAUCAACUCACAAAUUUCAAGUACUGGUAAACAAACAAAUAGGUCUGGAUCACCAGCAACAGCAUCAAAACCAGCAUCUUCUACAUCAUCAUCAACAUUUUUUCAAUCUCCUUCAUCUUUUGGAAAUCAGACUGAUAACUCAUAUAGUGCAAGCAGUGCAAAGAGUGGUCAACUUUCAUCUCAGCAGGAUUAUGCUGGAAGUAAGUCUUAUUCAAGUUCUGCAAGUUCAACUUCUCAUUCCCAACAAUCGUGUAUUGUGUCAACUCCACCUGUAACCUCUUCCUCUACACCACCAAGCAAAGAUUAUCGUUCAACCACUAACACAACCUCCCGACCUUCACCUUCCAUUUACAAUUCCCAAUCACCUAAAAAUACCAGCACUGAAAAAUCUUCACGGCAGUCUUCAAAUAGUAGUAGUAGUAGUUUUGUAUCGCCCACAUCAAAACCACCUCAAGUGCAAACGAAAGCUCAGAGUAAAAUUUAUCCUGAACUAAAUAAUGAACAAAGAAAAAGUUGUGACUCUAAUGAUAAAUUGCAACCUCAGUCCUCGCCUAUAAGUUAUUCAAUUAUGGAUGCCCCAGGAAGAUUAAGCUACAGUAGUAGCAGUAUUAAUUCCUCUAAAUCAAAUCGUAUUGGAAGUACCCAAUAUUCUUCCUCCCAGGGUUCAAGUUUUAGACAUUAUCAAAGUGGAAAUAAUGUUGAAUCUGAUUAUCAUGUUCGAGCAAAAAGUAGUUCUAGUACUGAUACUGGUUAUUCCAGUAGCAGUUCUCAAAAUGGGCCUGAUUGUAGUGUGGUUAUAGCUAGAAGACAGAGUCCUUCACAUGCCCCGCCACAAACCUCUCCUAUUGGACAUGGUUCUAGUCCUGCUUACCCCAUGUACCAUAGUCCUAUGAAUUCUAUAAACUCCCCACAGCAACAUGGUGAUCAUUUCAAUAAAAUCAAUAAUUCUGCACCCAGAUCACCCUUGGAUGCUUCAAUAGCACGCCCUCCUUCACAAAAUAGCCAGGUAGCUUAUCCUUCUGUUAUAACUAGAGCUUUAGGUAUUGAUCAGAGUAAAACAUAUUCUGAAAAUAGAUUUGAACGUACACAAAGCCAGUCUUCCAGUCAAAGUUGUUGGGAAAACGAAAGACAGUCGUCUAGGAAAUUUUCUAAUACCAGUAGUAACAAUAAUACUUAUAAUAAUAAUACUUUAGCUGAAAGCAACAGUCAUAGUGAAGAAACUUCACAAACUCCAACCCACAGAACUUUGUCAGAGAAACAUCAAAACUAUUUUGAUGGUAAUAAUGUAGCUUUACAAGAUCUAUCCAGUUGCAGAGGUGACCCCAUGACUAUAGUAAAAAACUUGCAAAGUUUACAGCAAAGUUGUCAAUUACAAGAUACAAAAUCAAGUAAAAAUCAAACCCCAAUAUCAACUCCUUCAGCAUCUAGUAAAACUGUAACUCGAAGAAAGAGUACUGAAAAACCUGUCUCUCAUACAAAUAUGAAUGAAAUAUCAAAUGCAGUAAUGGCAGAUUAUCUAGCUAAUAGAAUUCCGCCACCGGCACAUAGUUCAACUAGUAAUCAACAACAAAAUGGUAGUUAUUUUGAUUUUGAAAGAUGGAACCUUCCACCUCCUCCACCUAAAAUGUUUCCUGGCACUUCUGCUUUUGGAUCCCAAGCUCCACUACAUGCAACAAAUUUUGCUAAUCAACACCAAGCACUAGCCAUGCCACAUGGCCACGCAUUAACAUAUUUCCCGCCCUUUCACCUAGGUCCCCAUCCUGAUUUCCAAUCUUCUGUGGAGUUAACACCAUUGUCAUCUUUUAGCGAGACUCCACCUUCGGCUUCCUCAUCAUCUUUUUCUACGCCUGAAACUCGUGAAGAGGAACAGCCUAAGGUGGUAGUACCUAAUAUAGAGGAAGAACUUGGUUUCCUUGCAGAACAACGGGCAAAUACUGCAUCAUCGGUAGCACCUACUUCACAGCAGCCGAAUCUAAACAGCACUUCACAAGACGCUACUACAAAAAUUAUGGAAAAAAAAUUCAAUGUCCCAGUCACGGGCCCCGGUUCAGGUUUCAUGGCUUCUUACUUGAAAUUUUUGCAAGGGGAGCGGGAUACAUCUCCUCCGCCGGCCGGUCGAGGCGCCAGAAAAUCGACAUGGUCGAGAACUACUACUAACAGUAAUACAAAUAACAAGGGGUACACACAAAAUGAUCAUACUAAAAGUCAGUGCGAUGCCAAUGCCACUCAGCAGAGCGCUAACGGCGCAAUGACGUCACCUAAUGUAAUAAACACAGGGAUGUCACUGAGUAAUCCAGCUAUGAGCUCUUCAACAAAUAUGAGCACAGCAGGCUUAUUAGGUGCUAACCAGAUUCAUGGAACGUCGACAAAUUUGCUCAGCUCACAAACGAAAGGUGUUGAAUUGGACGACCCUCGUUAUUAUAAUUUGAAUAAAGAUAGAAAACGUAAAUAUGAUGGGAGUGAGGAGUCUGCUUACGAUGCAGACGAAGAAGCGAGAAGGUUGAAUAAGCCAGUGCUCAAUGUGCCUAGUACGCCUUUAAAUGACAAAAGUAAGAAGGGUCGGACGACGAUGAAUAAGCCGACGCCUUCAGCAGUAGUGGCGCCUCAGCCGGCCGCGCCUAAGAAGCCACGACCGCCUGCGCCGCCGCCCGUGGCGACGCUUCAGGCAGCGCCACAUCAGCAAUACUAUUACCAACAACAGCCCGACGAAGCUACAACACAUGGGGCUAAUCUAGGAUAUGGGCUCGGGUACGGUGCUCAAGAAAGUGACAACAACGGGGAUAGAAAAUUACAUCAUAUCAAAUCUCACCAGCAGAUUUCCAAUACAGGGCAGCUUGAAAAUACUAGGCCAAUAGAAGAAAUGCCUUAUCAGUCCGGUGAAUUUGUUGCGAUAAAAACUGAACUGAAUGAGAUGUGGCCUUCUAUUUGGAGGGUAGAUGGUAAAACGUUGCUGCAAAAGUAUGAACCAUUCGAGGAAAAUGGAAAAGUAUUGUAUCGAAAUAUUUCCACUUAUGCGGCAUGGAAUCCGGAAAAUAAAAAACUGUAUACUCAAGUACCAGUAAAAGUUCGGUCACAGUCCCAUUUGGAGACAAUAGUAGAGUUAGUUAGAAGCGAAUUGCCAUUUGAUGAUUGUAAUUUUAUAGAGAAGAGAAUGCUGGAAACUCAAAUGUAUCAAGAAAAUUUUGAAGUCUAUAUACAGACUUUAAUAUCUCAUGCGUUGGAUCCGAAUUUCUUAACGGAAAUAUUUCAAGAGCAAGACGAAUAUUUCUUAUCGAAUGUGAAAACGGUGGACGAAGUGACGGAGAGGAUGCGCGGGCGCGUGUCGAGCGGCGCGGGCGGCACGGGUGGUGCUGCGGGCGCGGGGGGCGCGGGCGCGGCGGCUGGUGCGCGGGCGCUGGACGCGGCGGUGGGCACGUGGCCCGGACUCAGCGUGGCGGCGGGCGCCGGCGUGUGCCGCGCCUGCUCGCGAGCCGCCGUCGCGCGCCUGCUGCUCUACGGCCAGCCCUACAACCCCGCCACGCUGGAGCCCGUCCAGCCCGAUGCGAGGCUCGCUUACGAGAAAGAAUUUCUCGUAUGCGGGACAUGUUGCGGUCGUGUACAAUUAUAUUCAAGAAUAUCACAUCAGAAGUAUCUAAUGUAUGCUGAAUGUAGUAAACGAGUGGCUGAGAAGAGAAUGCAAAACCCCAAUAAAGAUACUACUGUAAUACUAAAUGAAUUAUUAGCAGAUGAAGUAUGGUUGUCCCAGCUGUUCCGUGAUGUUCGUCACUCGUGGGCGGAGGCAGAAGCGUGGGAACGUAAGUUACGCCAGCAACCGGCCAGGCAUCUCGUAUAACCCGCACCAGUAGAUGUGCGACGCUAUAUUUACGGACUACUUUUUAAUUUGAUUUUGAUACCUGUGAAAUACGUGCUGUAUGUAUGUAAUUCUUUUUGUAUCUUAGUAUACUUUGUACUAGCAUUUAAAAAUAAAAUAUCAGGGGGCAGGAUCUAUUAGCUAUAGGCACACAUCACAUUUCUAUUAGAUAUUAUUUUUUAUAUAUAAUUUUUGUCAUCGAAUUUUAUUGGCUGUUACUUAGUAUCAGUUAUUUAUGUCGAUACUCCGGUGCCAUUUAUAUACUAUUUCGUGAAAAAUAUAGCCUUGGCCAAAAUUAACUACUACCUUAGAAAUUUACAAUUAACUUAAAAAUUCUUACGGUUGGAGGGGGGAAAAACCAUGUUUUUAAAAUACUUUUAAUGCUAAAAUUACAUUAAUAUUUCGUAUCGAAACCUUUACCUUUAAUUACAGAAUUUAUUCUUUUGGGUAAAGAGGAAAUUAAAUUGUUACAUUCUUCUAGAGUUAUGGCAUUCCACUUCUGUAUAAAAAAUUUAAGUUUGGAAGUAAUCAAAUGUUCCUUUAUCUUGUGCAAGAUUUACGGUCGAUUUUUAAAAUCGACCACAAAUGUUCAAUAGGGUUAAGACCCGGUUACUGAGGUGGCCAACAUAAAAGCUUUAUACUAUUUUUCUCAAACCAACUCAUAGUGGUUCUGGAUUAAUGGCAUGGGGCAUUGUCCUGUUGGAAAAGGAGGCCAUCUAUGUUCGUAUUACCGAACAUCAUAACAUCAUAUCAAUAUCAUAAUAAGGGUAACAGCGCUAUUUCCAGCACCUCGGUAUAUUUUUUCGAAUCCAUUCGGCCUUCACACACGACCAUUUUUCCAAUUCCUGAGACAGAGAUGCAGCCCCAGACAAUAACACUGCUUCCACCAUGUUUUACAGUUAGCGCCACACACUCCAGUAUGAAUUCUUCGCCAACUCUGUUUUUCACGUAGGUGGCAUUUGCAGUACCAAAUACCUGAAAUUUAAUAACAUAAUAAGAUUUUUGAAAAUACGCUUGUUAUUUAAUGAUUAACUUCAAUAUAUUCCAAACGUCUUUAAUUAAUGUUAAAUCAUUUAAAUGACAUACCUUAAAAUUGGAUUCAUCCGACGAAACGAUAUUCGCCCAAUCUUCCUCGGUGUAUGUUAAUGUUCUAAACACCACUGUAAACCUAACUUCUCAGACAACCAUGACUCCUUCUUUACCUUGCAACCCUUGAGUUCAGCAUCCUGUAGCCUUCUUCUAGCAGUUCUAGCAGAAAUAUUUUGAUUUUAGGGUGGCAAAUAAUUUUGGCCAAGGCUGUAUAAUGUACAUUGUAUGGGUCAUAGUAACAUUUUUUGUUGUUCCUUGUUUUAUGUGCUUAGAGUAACAUCAAAUGUUCUAUGAUUUGAAAAAAUAAGUAUGCCAGGUCUGAUUGAUUUUUAAGAAAUGUCUUGGAAACAACAGCCAAAAUUAAUAAAAAUAUUUCAAACAUAAUAAAUACAAAGUAAUAAUAGUGGGGAGCAAUAUAAUUAAAUUAGAAAGCCUUAGUUAUGUCGUAAUAAAAAUUCGAGUAUAAUAUUUUCGAUAUUGUGAUGAAACUAUUCCACUAUUAUUUUUAUUGUAAAUAACUAUGAUAUUAUUGUGCAAUGCCUAAUGGUGUUUUCUUUUGAAAUUGAUAACAUUGUAAAUGUAGCAUUAUUAUAUUAAACGAUUUUAUAGAUAUUUUGUAUUAGCAAUGAUCUUUUAUUUGUGACUAUGACCAUGUACAGAAUUGUAUAGAAAUAAAUAAAUUGCGAGGCAAAUAGUUCCUUUUUGACUUAGUCAAGUUUUUCUUCAGGGCCAAUAUUUAUUAAAUAUGAGGAGAGUAAUUACUAAAAUGCUUAACAAAACCAUUUAUUUAAUAUUUUCUUAUAUUGUUCAUGUUCACUUUGGUGAUUAUUUCCCCAUAGUUUUAUAAGAAGCAACUAAUAUUGUGUACGUACAAGUUUUUCAGUAAUUGCCACAAUAUGGAUUAAAAUAUAUGUUAAGAACGCCUAUUACAGAAACAAAUAGGUACCUGUAUUAACCUAUUUCAUGAAUAGAUUGCAUUUGCCUUUUCAUAAGGAAUUAUAAUACUUAUCACUAUAACUAGUUUCUGCUAAAACUGCAUUAUUUCAUCGGUCGGAUUAAAAAUAAAUAUGAUACUUUAAAUGGCAAACAAUUAUUUCAUUGAUUUUUUUGUUAAAAAAAAGUUAAUACAAGUAAGAGACGUUAUUUGCUUCCUAUGACUUUUUAUGUAUAUUUUUCUUCGGUCCGUAAAAUUAGUGUUACAAAAUACCGAGACAAUUGAUGGACAUAUUAAAUUUCACAUUCCUGCAGAUAUGAAUCUUGUCCCGUCUCAUGAAAAUGAUAAUUCCUUAGUAUUGUAUAUACUAAGACUAUAUUUGCCCUUAUAAAGCGAACAAAAUGUAACGAUGUUAUAUUUCUACUAUGGAAAUAAGUACAGUACGAGAAGAUAUUUUGUAUAAUUGCUUUAGGUUGUAUAGGUUAACAUUACUACAUCGUAUAGUUUAUAAUCCUAAGUAGUCAUGUAGCAUUGUAAAAAAUAACAGGUUCUAUCUGGUAAUUAAAGUUGAAGAAAACUUUAUUUAUUUUGUUCAGAUUGGACAGGACUUGGUCGAAUUCGUUUGACACAAUUUUUUAUUGUAAGACAUCUUAAUAAAUGGCAAUUUCAUUGA
Messenger RNA from Galleria mellonella (greater wax moth), 7675 nucleotides. RefSeq names its product mucin-12-like. Lineage: Eukaryota; Metazoa; Arthropoda; Insecta; Lepidoptera; Pyralidae. The record is from RefSeq and is a predicted model, not a curated record. Gene Ontology annotation, cellular component: nucleus. The coding region runs from base 483 to 4961 and encodes 1492 amino acids. The transcript is spliced from 8 exons.